AUGGCGACGACGAAGCCAAGCUCGACGGCCGGCGAGGGUGGAGGGCGAGGAACAGGGGUGGAAAAGCGAUGGCACCCUGCUUCCACACGCCAUUCUGGACCUGGUACAACCCCUUACCGCCGUGAGGCUGUGGAUGACUCUGAUGCUGGCGGAGAAGGGUCUACGAAGAUAUUUUCGCACAUCUCGAAGGGGGGUCGAUUUUCCGAUCGUGGAGAGCGAGAGGGAACGUCGAUCGUCCUUCUCCCGGAAGCCGGCCCUGGUUGCCGAGCCUUGGUUCCCUACACUGCAAGCCCGGCGAGGUCAAGACUGCCGCUUCCAGCCCACCCUCCCCUGCUGGCGUUGCCGCCCUCGCUAGGGUGUGACGCUCCUUCUCUGUAUUCGUCGUGUUCUCUGUCCUCCUGUAACAGCUCUUCUUCCUCUCCCAACGGCUCUUUCAAGGGGGGUGCGGCUCGCCGUGUGGACAUCCCGCUCGAGGUGUUUCCCAUCGCUUUCCAGUACAUGGACGCGUUGACCUUGUGCACGGUGUCGAGCGUCUCUCGAGAGUGGAAAAAGCAGGGGAAUGACGAUCAGUACUGGAGACACCUGUGCCGUGCUAGGUUCAAUGUGAUCCCCGACGCCUUCGCUCCCCCUCCGGACCCCAUCAAGCGGCUCUACCAGCUCCAGCACGGGUCGUUUAAAGCCAUGUGUAGAGGAGACCGUCGGCAUGGGCUCCAUUCCGGCGCCCCCCCGGUCAUCCCUAGGCACACGUCAGCGCAGCUGCUGGUGGGACUCUUGGCGUCCAACAUUGCGUAA
Ectocarpus siliculosus is the source of this 792-nucleotide messenger RNA. The record is from the annotation of a GenBank genome assembly. Lineage: Eukaryota; Phaeophyceae; Ectocarpales; Ectocarpaceae.